Messenger RNA from Drosophila melanogaster (fruit fly), 1545 nucleotides. RefSeq lists its product as uncharacterized. The transcript has a single exon. The coding region runs from base 114 to 1448 and encodes 444 amino acids. Lineage: Eukaryota; Metazoa; Arthropoda; Insecta; Diptera; Drosophilidae. The record is from RefSeq and is marked reviewed.
GUCCAAUUGGCCAAGCCGUUCGGUAACGGAGCAUUUUUGACGAGGAUCGACAUUCCGCGGAACUCCAAAGAGGAUUUAAUUUUGAACAGAUUUUGAGCAUCUUGGGACACAACAUGAUCGCAGCGCUCGGGCUGAUCUUCGGCAUUCUAACGGCCUUGGUGGUCGUGGCACUUAAGCUACUGGGCCUGAAGCCGCCACUAAUCUUCGGCAAGUACCCACUGAAAGGCAUCUUUUACCGGGUGAAGUUCUGGAUCGCCCUGCUUGUCCUUCGCCGCCUGAGGUACCGCAUCUACCGUCGGAACGAGGAGCUGCUCGGCUCCGAGGAGCACCUGGCCAAGGUCGACAGGCCGCAGCAGCUCAGCAACGACCCGAAGAGCUAUGACGUGGUCAGCUUCAUGGCGGCCAACAAGGAGGGCCAGAAACUAAUGGUCACCUUGGAGCGAAGGAGGCGCGGAGUCCUCAAGGCGGCACUGUACCUGUGGCUUCCCGAAAGCGGCCUGUUCAGUUCGCCGAAUCUGCCCGAUAUGGUAUACUUCACCACCGCGGAUGGAGCGGAGAGCAACGCGUUCCAGGGUGGAGGCUUCCACGUCUACCAGGAGGCAUCUAUGCGUGUGUGGCGGCUCAAGUACUCCGGACUGCUGAAAACUCAAGGGCCGGACGUGCAGGACGUAGCCGUGGACUUGGACCUCCGUUUCGAAAGCUCCUCCGCUGAGCACUUCGACUACAACAGAGAUCUGAGCAGCGCCCUGAUAGCCGACUCCAUAGCCAGAGAGGCCUGGAACGAAAAGUUCUACAGCCUGCUGCGCAGCGUCAACCACAUCGUAGAGAAGCGCACCCACUACGAACAGAACGGAGAACUGGCCGGCCAGGUCACGCUCGAUGGCAAGGAGCUGGCGCUGAAAAUGGUGGGCUUCCGGGACCACAGCUUCGGCACCGAGCGCUGCCUAAGCUCCAUCAACCGGUACGUGUACUUUGCCCUCUUUAUGGACGAUGGCAGCAGCAUGGUGGUGGGCAGCCUCAGUCAGCCGUCCUUCUUCCUGUCCUCCCUGAAGGUGGGCUACGUGUGCAGCCCCGAGCGGCAGUAUCAGCCGCUGACCGGGAGCAACUUCGAGCUGUACUCGUACGGCGAAAAGGGAACGCCGCCGCAGCACCAGAAUUUCAUUGUGCGCACCGAGGAGCGGGAGUACCUCGUGCAAAUCCAGGUGGAGGCCUCCGCGCUGCGCUACGUCGGCGGCGACUGGGAGUCUAAGGUGUUCAACCAGUUUGUGGCCUGCACGGUCAACGGAGUUCCCGGCCAGGGCCACGCCGAGUUCCUGUACCGCCACAAGGGCGGCAGGCCGGAGGAUAUAUCGUCCGGGGACCCCGGCUGGUACCAGGACAUCAAGCGCUUCGAGAGAAGCCUCUCGUUGCUGGAAGAGGAGGGCCAGGACGAAGACUUCAUCUUCUAGGACGCCGACGAAUUGUUUUUGUUUUCAGUUUAAGAUAGCAUGUAAAAGUAUGGGGGAGACCCAUCCUAUCAAAAUAAAGAGAUUUUGUUUGAAUGAC